Molecule: messenger RNA, 438 nt
Organism: Aspergillus chevalieri
Lineage: Eukaryota; Fungi; Ascomycota; Eurotiomycetes; Eurotiales; Aspergillaceae
Product: EMC6 family protein
Exons: 2
Coding region: 1-438 (145 amino acids)
Biological process (GO): protein folding in endoplasmic reticulum; autophagosome assembly
Cellular component (GO): membrane; endoplasmic reticulum; EMC complex
Source: RefSeq, a predicted model, not a curated record
AUGCCACCAACAAAACAAGAAAUCUCCCUCCUAAUCAACCCCCUCGUCCCCGAAUCCGUCCAACACAACAACCGCGUCCUCUCAAACCUCCACUCCCUAACCUCCUUCCUCCUCGGCCUCUCCGCGGGCAUCCUCGCUCUCCAAUCCUCCACCGGCUUCGCAUUCUACUUCCUCGGCACGAUCAUCGUCUCCGGCUUCUUCCACGUUCUCCUUCUGUAUCGAUCUGGUGGAAAGGGCGCUGGGUUGUUUUUCCCGGGUGCUGGGGGUGGGGAGAUUGAGGAUAUUAGGAUGGAUGGGAGGAUAGGGAAGACGCAGGGACAGGGGAAGGUGUUGAGGAAGGGGGCUUGGAGGGAUGUUUGGUUUGGGGGUGGGGUGCUUGGGGAGGCGCUUUCGGGGUUUAUUUUAGGGUGGACGGGUUUGGGGGGUGUUCUUAGGUGA